GGGAUCGGUUUUCCGAUGGCGGAGCGCUUCCGAAGCUCGUGGCCCUCCAAGAAGCAGCGGGUUGCCAUUCUCCGCAACUAUUUAAAGGCGUCGCGGGUGAUCUUAUCGCUCGCAAAAUCUCUUCCUUUCCCUGCCUUGGUGUCAGUUAAGAUCGAAUGGCUUCAUCAGUUGCGCCUCUUGCGCUCUCCGCCUCGGCGGCGGCCAUCCGAGAAAACCCUAAGCGGAUUGGAGUCGGAAAGAGAGGCGACAAUCUCUUUUUUAAGGGAAAGGCUUUUGGUCGAGUCCGUAUGGCUGUUGCAGUUAAUGUGUCUCGUUUUGAGAGUGUGACUAUGGCACCUCCAGACCCAAUUCUCGGGGUUUCUGAAGCAUUCAAAGCAGACACAAGUGAUGUGAAACUUAACCUUGGGGUUGGAGCUUACAGGACAGAAGAACUCCAACCUUACGUACUAAAUGUGGUUAGGAAGGCAGAAAAUCUCAUGCUGGAGAGAGGAGAAAACAAAGAGUAUCUUCCUAUCGAAGGUUUGGCUGCAUUUAAUAAGGUUACUGCAGAUUUACUCUUUGGAGCAAAUAAUAUUGUCGUCCAAGAAGGAAAAGUUGCUACUGUUCAAAGUCUUUCAGGGACUGGAUCACUUCGUUUAGCUGCAGCAUUUAUACAAAGAUAUUUUCCGGAUGCAAAAGUUUUAAUAUCAUCUCCCACAUGGGGUAAUCACAAAAAUAUUUUCAACGAUGCCAGGGUUCCUUGGUCUGAAUAUCGUUAUUAUGAUCCGAGAACUGUUGGAUUGGAUUUUGAUGGUAUGCUAGCAGACAUAAAGGCUGCACCAGAUGGAUCUUUUGUUCUGUUACAUGGCUGUGCUCACAACCCAACUGGAAUCGACCCAACUCCUGAACAGUGGAAUAAACUUGCUGACAUCAUUCAAGACAAGAAUCAUAUCCCUUUCUUUGAUGUUGCAUACCAGGGUUUUGCCAGUGGAAGCCUUGAUACAGAUGCAUACUCUGUUAGGUUGUUUGUUGAACGUGGUUUGGAGCUUCUGGUUGCUCAGUCCUACAGUAAAAACCUAGGAUUAUAUGCAGAAAGGAUUGGAGCUAUUAAUGUUGUUUGUUCAUCCUCAGAUGCUGCAGCAAGGGUGAAGAGCCAACUGAAAAGGCUAGCCCGACCAAUGUAUUCAAAUCCUCCUGUACAUGGUGCUCGGAUAGUUGCCAACGUCGUUGGAGAUCCAACUCUUUUCAAUGAAUGGAAACAAGAGAUGGAACUAAUGGCUGGGCGUAUAAAGAAUGUAAGGCAGAGACUCUUUGACUACCUCUCACGGAAAGAUAAAAGUGGAAAAGAUUGGUCCUUCAUUCUCAAACAGAUUGGCAUGUUCUCCUUCACUGGCUUGAACAAAGCACAGAGUGAGCACAUGACAAACAAAUGGCACGUCUACAUGACUAAGGAUGGAAGGAUAUCUUUGGCUGGAUUAUCUCUCUCUAAGUGUGAGUACCUUGCAGAUGCUAUCAUCGAUUCAUUCCACAAUGUCAGUUAGGAUGUGUCGGAUGUUGAGUUUUUGAUUGAUGGCAAUGCUGGGACUUUUUGAUCUUGUUCCAGCAACAACCUUGAAUCAUGGUAGUGAACCAUGCCAAAAUUAAGGCAUCCAUUUGCAGCCAUUUUGUGGUGAGAAUAAAAUAAUGCCUUUCUAAACAAUUAUUAGAACAUUUUGUAUGUGUAUAAUAAUAAUUAUAGCCUUGAUUAUCUACAAAUGCCUUAUUUUUUGGUAAA
Elaeis guineensis (African oil palm) is the source of this 1753-nucleotide messenger RNA. Its product is annotated as aspartate aminotransferase, chloroplastic. Gene Ontology annotation, molecular function: transaminase activity; pyridoxal phosphate binding. The record is from RefSeq and is a predicted model, not a curated record. Gene Ontology annotation, biological process: biosynthetic process; amino acid metabolic process. Lineage: Eukaryota; Viridiplantae; Streptophyta; Magnoliopsida; Arecales; Arecaceae.